AUGACGCGAGAACAUAAAGAACGAAAGCACGACCCCUGCUGGCGUGUUGUUGACGUCGAUAUUUAUCCGCUUGUUUGUUCAGUGAAUGGGGAGAGUUUCAACAUCACCAUGAGCUCAUCUGAGUCCCCGACAAUUGGGGAUAUUUUCCUCAUCCUCAGUGAAAUGGGCUUCACACAGGAGCAGAUUCAGGCUGCAGUGCAGGCAGGACACUUCUCUGUGCCAGAUGCAGCUGAAUGGCUUUUACAAGGUCAGUCACCAAGACAUAGGUUAACGCAGCGCUCAUCACAACCAGCUGAAACGGCCUUCUCUGCAUUCAACCCUCCCAAAGAACAGACUGGCUCCCAAGCAUCUCCCAGCGACAGUGGGGCAAGUUCUCCAUUGGUGCUUAAAUCACCACAUAGCAAUUUAAGUCCAGAGCCUCCACAAAUCGAGUCUCGCAUUAAACAGGACAAAAGUGACUUUGAAGAACAGCAGAGGCUACGUGUGACACAGGAGGCCAGAGAGCAACGGAAGCAAAAGAAACAGGAACGAGAUUUGGUUCUGAAAAGAAUAGCGGAGGACCGGAAGACAUUACAGGCGAAGAAUCAGACCAGCCCUGUAUCUGAGGCCCCCCGGAGUAGUGAGGGUCAGAAGUUGGGUGGAACAAUUCAGACAAAUCUGGAAAACAACUGCAUUCUUAUGAUUCGACUGCCCUCUGGGGAGUCCAUGCGUGAACAGUUCAAGGCAGACGCACCUUUGCGCACUGUUGUCGACCAUAUCAGCGGCCGCUACCCGUCCCUCACAUCCUUCUCACUCCUUCAGGGAUUCCCGCGGAAACGUUUUGGGGAGGCAGAGCUCGCUUGUUCUUUGCGUUCUCUUGGCCUCACUCCCAAUGCUGCACUUUGUAUUCAGACGACUCCACCAGAAACACCACAGGAGCAGAGCAUUGUCAAUCUGGAGGCUGCUCAGCAGCAAAACAGUCCGUCUGCUGAGCUUCCAGCGGCACAGAUACCUGAUCAAGACCUGAACCCAGGUCCUGCUCCUCCCCCUCUGCUGCCCAAUCAGCUUUGGGAAGAGGCCGUCAACUAUGCAGGGAUUCCAGAAAUGGGCCAUUUACUCACUGGUCCUUCACACAGUUGGGGGCGAGGCCAGAGGUUGGUUCCUGGAGAUGUUGAAGGAGCUCCAGAAGUAGAUGUUGAUGUGGAUCUAGAAGAGGAAAGGGAGCCGUAUGACAUGCUGAACGGAAUGCCAAGGUUACCCUUUCUUCCAGAGAACCGGAUUCAUGGAGCUGGAAUUGAUCUGAGACACCACUGGCCAGAGCAGGGCAAUCGUCUCAGGGAGGAGCCUCCGGAGCAGGAUGAGGGUCCAGUGGCCCCUGCAGCAGCAGGUCAGGCUGCAGUGGAGCGGCUGCAGCGGGCGGCUCAGCAGAACGCCUCUCAGGGGCAGCCAUCGCCCCCAAAACGACCAUUUAAAACUCCGAGUGUGCUGUCGCUGUGUGCCUUGGCGACACGAGCUGCUGUCAGCCUGAUGACUGCUCCCAGUAUGCAGUACAGCAGCAGUCUGGCAGGACUCACUCCGGAGCUGGCAGAACUUCUGCUUGAGCACAUGGCUCGUGAGAGGCUUUUGCGUCCACGCACUCUGGAGUUAUUUUUUGGCUGCCCAUUACGAAGGUUUGCCCUCAACUGCUAUCCAUAUUCAACUAAUGAGCUUCUGCGGCAGCUACGAGUCUUUACAGCUUUGAAACAUCUGAGUCUGGUCAACUCUCCCCUCAUUACUGAUUCUGGAUUGACUAUUCUACCAAGCCUGGUGAAGCUCCAAUAUCUCAACCUAGCUUCAUGUAGCAAACUGACAGAUGCCUGUCUGCAGCACAUCACAGGUUUAAAGAGCCUGUGUUUCCUGUCCCUGGACCAAACCAAAGUAACCGACAGUGGAAUGGUGCUGUACCUGCAGUCCUGCCCCCCUCUGUCUCAGCUUUGUCUCAAUCAAACAGCUGUCACUGAGCUCACACUAGAAGCUCUGACUUCAUUUGUGCCUCAGCUGCGAGUGCUCAGCAUCAAACAGACCAAGGUUAGUCAUGUGACUUCUUUGUCACAAAUGCAUAAUCUUCAGACACUCAGCCUUGAUGGCACUGGAGUGACUGAGGCGUCACUGGAGCACCUUAGGAACCAUCCCUCUCUCUCUUCACUCAGUUUGACUGGGAUUCAAGUAGAGGAUGGAAAUCAAGCUUUGCAAAUCAUCUCAGGUCUAAAGCUGACCCAGCUCACUCUGCCGGGGCGGCACUGUGUGACUGAUGGUGGGAUGUCUGCUUUGUCCAACCUGACUCUGCUCUGUGAGCUCGACCUCACAGACUACACUCGUGUCACAGACCAAGGAGUCGGCCAUCUCUCCUCUUUGACCAGGUUGAGAAAACUGUCACUUAGCAACACUCAGGUGUCGGAUGCAGGUCUUCCUUAUCUGCAAGGUCUUCUGGAGAUGCAAGAUCUGUGCUUGGACAGGACCACAGUGACCAGCCGAGGAGUGGCAGACCUCAUCGUUCAUUUACCUCACCUGCAGGUUCUGGGAUUAGCGAGCACACAUAUUGGAGACAAUGUGGUGAGAAGGGGUCUGGUUCGGUGUAAUCAGCUCGUCAAGAUCAAUCUGAGUCGUACCAGAAUCACAGAUCAAAGUCUGAAGUAUUUGAAGCACUUGCGUCUGGCGCAGGUGAAUCUGGAUGGGACUGGUGUGACGCUCCUGGGGAUCGCCAACCUCCUCUCUCUCACCAACAUAAUCAAUGUUCGUGCAAGCAACACACGUGUCAUACCGCGAGAUGAGGUCUCUGACGAGGAGCUGGAGACCAACUGA
This is a messenger RNA of Knipowitschia caucasica, 2820 nucleotides long. Lineage: Eukaryota; Metazoa; Chordata; Actinopteri; Gobiiformes; Gobiidae. The record is from the annotation of a GenBank genome assembly.